Alternaria arborescens is the source of this 2040-nucleotide messenger RNA. Its product is annotated as Alpha-L-arabinofuranosidase A. The record is from RefSeq and is a predicted model, not a curated record. The transcript has 4 exons. The coding region runs from base 1 to 2040 and encodes 679 amino acids. Gene Ontology annotation, molecular function: alpha-L-arabinofuranosidase activity. Lineage: Eukaryota; Fungi; Ascomycota; Dothideomycetes; Pleosporales; Pleosporaceae. Gene Ontology annotation, biological process: L-arabinose metabolic process.
AUGGUGUUUCUCAAGGGAAUUGCAGCUGCAGCCUGCGCUACUUCUGCGCUUGCUGCUGAUAUCAUCGUUCAGUCGUCAGGUGGCAACUUGACUGGCAAAUUCGGGCACUCCUAUGGUUAUGGUUUCCUCCACGAGGAUAUCAACAACUCCGGCGAUGGUGGAAUCUACGCCGAGCUGAUCCAAAACCGUGCUUUCCAGUACAGCCAAAACUACAGCGUCUCGACUGACCACUAUUUCUCGGUCAACGAUGCUGCGCUCAGUAUUCAGAUGUUGGAUGAACCACUCUCCAAGCAACUGCCAGCAUCCAUGCGUGUUUCUGCAGGCAAUGGCACCUCCAACACCAGCAAGAUUGGUUUCAAGAAUGAGGGUUACUGGGGUAUGGACGUUCGUGUGCAGACCUACACCGGAUCUUUCUGGGUCAAGGGCGCAUACGAUGGCGUCUUCACCGCAUCGCUCGAAUCAAACUUGACAAGCGAUGUGUUUGGAUCUGUUGAAGUGCCCUCCAAGUCCGUUGCAGAUGACUGGACCGAGCAUACUUUCGAGCUCGUUCCCGAAAAGGAUGCGCCCAACUCUAACAACACCUUUUCUAUCACCUUUGACGGUGCUGCAGCCAGCGCACUCGACUUCAACCUUAUCUCCCUCUUCCCACCUACUUACAAGAACCGCAAGAAUGGUCUCCGUGUCGACAUUGCUGAGGCUCUUGCGGACAUGAACCCCACCUUCCUCCGCUUCCCUGGCGGUAACAUGCUUGAGGGUCUCCGCAACGACUCGUACUGGGACUGGAAGGAUUCUCUUGGUCCUCUGAGAUAUCGUCCUGGUUUUCAGGGUGUAUGGGGAUACCAGCAGACUCACGGCCUUGGUCUUAUGGAAUACCUUGAGUGGGCUGAGGACAUGGGUCUCGAGAUCGUGCUCGGCGUCUGGGCUGGUCUUGAUCUGGACGGUGGUAUCACUCCCCAAGAGGACCUUCAACCCUUCAUUGAGGAUGCUCUAAACGAGAUUGAGUUUGUUCGCGGUCCCGUCAACUCCACUUGGGGUGCUCGCCGUGCUGAACUUGGACAUCCCGAGCCUUUUGAGCUAAACUAUGUCGAAGUCGGUAACGAGGAUUGGCUUGCUGGAUAUCCCGGUGGCUGGGAAUCUUACCGGGCAUACCGCUUCCCGCUCUUCUACAAUGCUAUCAGCAAGGCCUACCCUGAUAUCCAGGUCAUCUCUUCAGCCGCCUCCAGCGAUCCUGCUGGCGAGCCGCCCAUCCACGGCCCCAACAACGUCAAUGGACAGGUGUUGCCUCUUGAUGCAAUUGGUGACUACCACCCAUACCGUGAGCCUGAUGAGCUUGUCUACGAGUUCAACCGCUUCGACAACGACGCCGGCCACAUUGUCGGCGAAGUUGCAGCCACUCACGUCAACGGCGGUAUCCGCUGGGAAGGCGACCUGUACCCUUACCCAUGGUGGCAAGGUGCUGUCGGUGAAGCCGUAUCCCUGAUCGGUUACGAGCGCAACUCUGAUCGCAUCCCUGGUACCUUCUACGCACCCGUUCUGAAGAACAACAACCGCUUCCAGUGGCCCAUCACACUCAUUCAGUUUGAUGCUGACCCGAAGCGCACCACAAAAGCCGUUACCUGGUACUGCUGGAGUCUCUUCGCCCACCACCCGAUCUCCCACACACUCCCCACGCACUCGAACUCUUCUUAUGGGCCGCUCUACUGGGGUGCUGGAUACGACGAGAAGCGCGACGGUGCUAUGGUAUGGAAGGGCGCAGUCUACAACACCACCAACCACGCGGACGUACCUGUAAGUGUCCAGUUCCAGGGCGUUGCUCCGGGAACUAUGGCCAACCUCACCUACCUCACCAACUCUGUCGGCGACCCAUACAUGUACAACGACCCCUUCACCGGAGUCAACAUCGUAAACACUACCAACAUGAUGAUCACUGCUGGAAGUGAUGGUGCAUUCCGCUUCACUCUGCCCGAACUCAGUGUCGCAGUGUUGGACACCGAGGUUUCUGGUGGAAACAGCACUGGGCACUACCGAAGACGGUUGUAG